UCGUGAUAUAAUCUGUGCGUUGAUUGCUGACAACCCUAGAAGGCCCAUAUUGUAUCUUUCUUUUUGGGUUAACCUGUCAUUACGGAUUGUCGAGGCGGGUUUUAAAUCCUAGCCAUGGUGCGCAUGAAUGUAUUGAGUGAUGCUCUAAAAUCAAUUCACAAUGCUGAGAAAAGGGGAAAAAGACAAGUGCUUAUCCGGCCUUGCUCUAAAGUUAUCGUCAAGUUUUUAACAGUGAUGAUGAAGCACGGUUACAUCGGUGAAUUCGAAAUCGUUGAUGACCACAGAGCCGGUAAAAUCGUAGUAAACCUCACGGGAAGGUUGAAUAAAUGUGGAGUUAUCUCGCCCAGAUUCGAUGUACCUAUUAACGAUAUUGAGAGGUGGACUAACCUGCUCCCAUCCCGGCAGUUUGGCUACCUUGUUCUGACCACAAGUGGAGGUAUCAUGGAUCACGAAGAAGCCAGAAGGAAACAUCUUGGAGGGAAGAUAUUAGGUUUCUUUUUCUAAGUUUACUGAAUACAUAUGAAAAUGUA
Messenger RNA from Melitaea cinxia (Glanville fritillary), 530 nucleotides. RefSeq names its product 40S ribosomal protein S15Aa (gene RpS15A). The record is from RefSeq and is a predicted model, not a curated record. Gene Ontology annotation, cellular component: cytosolic small ribosomal subunit; ribosome. Gene Ontology annotation, biological process: translation. Gene Ontology annotation, molecular function: structural constituent of ribosome. The transcript is spliced from 3 exons. Bases 115 to 504 code for a protein of 129 amino acids. NCBI's taxonomy places the organism in Eukaryota, Metazoa, Arthropoda, Insecta, Lepidoptera, Nymphalidae.